GUACGUCCCUUCCCCGGCUGAUAUAGUAGUCUUCGAAGCCGUCGCUUCCCCACCUCCUGCGGAGUUGUGUCAUGCGCUUCGGUGGUACAAUCACAUUAAGUCGUACGAAAAGCAAAAAGCAAGUACACGCAGGUACGUCCCUUCCCAGGCUGAUAUAGUAGUCUUCGAAGCCGUCGCUUCCCCACCUCCUGCGGAGUUGUGUCAUGCGCUUCGGUGGUACAAUCACAUUAAGUCGUACGAAAAGCAAAAAGCAAGCCUGCCAGGAGUAAAGAAGGCUCUGGGGAAAUAUGGUCCUGCUGAUGUUGAGGACACCACAGGUGCUGCCACCGACAGCAAAGAUGAUGAUGACAUUGAUCUGUUUGGGUCUGAUGAUGAGGAGGAAAGUGAAGAGGCAAAGAAACUGAGGGAAGAACGGCUGGCCCAGUACGAAUCAAAGAAGUCCAAAAAACCAGCUGUUAUUGCCAAAUCAUCACUCUUGCUUGAUGUGAAGCCUUGGGAUGACGAGACGGACAUGGCCAAGCUGGAGGAGUGUGUCCGGAGCAUUCAGAUAGAUGGCUUGGUCUGGGGGUCUUCCAAGCUAGUACCUGUUGGCUAUGGCAUCAAAAAGCUUCAGAUCCAGUGUGUUGUUGAAGAUGAUAAAGUUGGCACAGAUAUGCUGGAAGAGAGAAUAACAGCUUUUGAAGAUUAUGUACAAUCAAUGGAUGUAGCUGCUUUCAAUAAGAUUUGAGUCUUGAUAUAUCUAGAAUAAAUGUAAUAGCAAAAA
Molecule: messenger RNA, 763 nt
Organism: Merops nubicus (carmine bee-eater)
Lineage: Eukaryota; Metazoa; Chordata; Aves; Coraciiformes; Meropidae
Gene: EEF1B2
Product: eukaryotic translation elongation factor 1 beta 2
Exons: 6
Biological process (GO): translational elongation
Cellular component (GO): cytosol; eukaryotic translation elongation factor 1 complex
Molecular function (GO): guanyl-nucleotide exchange factor activity; translation elongation factor activity
Source: RefSeq, a predicted model, not a curated record